Messenger RNA from Corylus avellana, 1581 nucleotides. RefSeq names its product fanconi anemia group E protein FANCE protein. The record is from RefSeq and is a predicted model, not a curated record. Gene Ontology annotation, biological process: interstrand cross-link repair. NCBI's taxonomy places the organism in Eukaryota, Viridiplantae, Streptophyta, Magnoliopsida, Fagales, Betulaceae. Gene Ontology annotation, cellular component: Fanconi anaemia nuclear complex.
CCCGCGUUUUCUCUUCCCUAAGACCCAGCUUCUUCAGCCUCAAGCCAGAGAGGAAGAGAGAGCGAAAAUGGAGUCAUGGGUGGCACUCCUCGAGAUCUUCCUGAAGUCCCCGGCACCUGAGACCGAAGCAUCUCAAUGGUUACACCAAGCGUUCAAUGCCUCAUCGUCUACAGCCCCAAUUACCACGAGCGCUUUCCUCUCGAUACUCACAAAACCCUCUGACGCCGUUGUCAUCGAGUGCUCGUCAUCUUCUACUCCUUCCUCGACUCCUAGCACAAAGCGGGUCAUGUUUAUAGAGACUUUACCGAGUACAAUUCAGGCUCGGGUUCUCUCUUUUCUGGCUUAUGAGCGCCAGAGGUUUUGCGCGCGGGACUUGUCGAUGCUGGCUCGGAAUGUUUUGAGUGGGAAUCAGGGGCUUGAUUUUUGGGUCAAGAGAGCCGCUUGCAAUCUGCUCGAUGCAUUGUCUGAGUCGAAUUACGAAUGGAUUUCUUGCUUGGGUUUGGAUUCUGGGGAAGAGGGCGUGGAUGAAGAGUUUGAAUCAGUACCGGGUUGGCUUAAGGAGGCUGCGGGUGCCAAUGAUAUUCUUUUCCCUUGGCUUCCUAUUUCGCCUGAUGAAUUGGAUUCAACAACAUUUCUUGGUAAUGAUGGUGAUAGUGUAGAUUUCCCCAAGCAAGACGGACAGAUUGGAGGAGAAGAGUUGAGUGAAGUUGCGGAGGAAAUGGAGAUCGAUCAGCCGUCAAAUGUUCCUCUUGAACCUGAAGUUCAGGAAAAGAUUACUUGUUUGAAAGCUAGGAUUAUGACUUUUGAAUCUUCUUCAAAAGCGGUGGAUUUAGCUACUGAAAUUCGCCAACUUUGCUUGGACAAGGGCAGAGAUUCUUUUGUGGUCUUGGGUCUCAUAGAACCUUGGCUGGCGGAUGAUGAGACUGCUUCAGUUUUAAUUUCGCAUCUUGCGAAUGGAAGCGAAGAAGAGCUUAGUUGGCCGAGCCAGGUUCUAUGCUCAGUCAUCCUUCCCAAGUUGUUGUUCCUCGAAAAACCAGCUUCUCGUGUGCUUGUGGCUGCAAUAACAGAGUAUUGCAAGCUUCAUCAGAAAGCAGCCGUGUAUGCACUCUUGUUUCCAUUGAUUUUCCGGAGAGAAGGCAUCAACAACCCCAUCUGUGAUGUGAUCACGAGGAUCAUUAGGGAAUGUUUGCACCCAGCUCAUGUUUCCGCUUUUUGCCAAAAGCUAUUAUGUGGAGAAAAAGAUGAAAGGAGGAUUAUCUGUCUUCCCUGCCAUCAACAUUUGCUAUCUAAUGAGUUUGUGUGGACAGAAUCAUUGUUUAACCUGUUCCAAAUCAUCUUGAAUCAUAAUGUUCAUUUAACUCAAGAUUCCAUUGAUCAAAUUGUUUACCAGGGUCAGCAAUUGGCUGUAAAUUUUUCCAAAUCUUUAAAAUUUGGGAACUUUUUGUUGUGUUUUGUCACCAAAUGUUCUCCAUUGUUGAAGCCUCAUAAGCUUUUAUUGAUUGAAGCUGUUGAGAAAACCAGUACUCUUGUUACCAAAUCUAUAUUAUCUAAAUUGGCUAACUUGUAGCUAUUCUAUGAAAA